Solanum tuberosum (potato) is the source of this 1930-nucleotide messenger RNA. RefSeq names its product suppressor of mec-8 and unc-52 protein homolog 1. Gene Ontology annotation, biological process: mRNA splicing, via spliceosome. The transcript has 16 exons. The record is from RefSeq and is a predicted model, not a curated record. The coding region runs from base 133 to 1677 and encodes 514 amino acids. Gene Ontology annotation, molecular function: protein binding. NCBI's taxonomy places the organism in Eukaryota, Viridiplantae, Streptophyta, Magnoliopsida, Solanales, Solanaceae.
UGCGCAACGGUUCUGGCGAAUUUCAGUUCAUGGACAAAACCCUUACAUCUCUCUGUGUAUGUAUUUUUGUUCGUGAUUAUACUCUCAAAAGCAGGGCUUAGCUACGGGAUUUUAAGCUCUCACUCUUAACAAAUGUCUUCUACACUCGAAAUCGAAGCUCGAGAUGUCAUUAAGAUAGUUCUUCAAUUCUGCAAGGAGAACUCUCUGCAUCAAUCUUUCCAGACAUUGCAAAAUGAGUGCCAGGUUUCUCUUAAUACUGUGGAUAGCCUUGAAACCUUUAUAGCUGAUAUUAAUAGUGGAAGAUGGGAUGCAGUACUACCUCAAGUUGCACAACUUAAGCUUCCUAGAAAGAUACUGGAGGAUUUAUAUGAGCAGAUUGUCUUAGAAAUGAUUGAACUUCGAGAGAUGGAUACUGCACGAGCUAUUUUAAGGCAAACCAACGUGAUGGGUGUCAUGAAACAGGAGCAACCAGAAAGAUAUUUGCGGCUCGAGCAUCUACUAGUCCGGACUUACUUCGAUCCUCAUGAGGCUUAUAAUGACUCAACCAAGGAGAAAAGGCGUGCCCAAAUUUCCCAAGCACUUUCUGCUGAGGUUUCUGUUGUUCCACCAUCACGCUUAAUGGCUUUGAUUGGUCAAGCCUUAAAAUGGCAACAGCAUCAAGGUUUACUUCCACCUGGAACACAGUUUGAUCUAUUCCGAGGAACAGCUGCUAUGAAACAAGAUGAAGAGGAUAUGUAUCCGACAACACUUGGUCACACUAUUAAGUUUGGUAAGAAGAGUCAUCCAGAAUGUUCUAGGUUCUCACCGGAUGGACAAUUUCUUGUCUCAUGCUCAGUUGAUGGAUUUAUUGAGGUCUGGGAUCACAUAAGUGGAAAACUGAAGAAGGAUCUUCAAUAUCAGGCUGAUGAAACUUUUAUGAUGCAUGAUGAUGCUGUCCUUUGUGUUGAUUUUAGCAGAGACUCGGAGAUGCUUGCGUCUGGGUCACAAGAUGGAAAAAUAAAGGUCUGGCGCAUAAGGACUGGUCAGUGCUUGCGUCGCCUUGAACGUGCACAUUCUCAGGGUGUCACUAGUCUUGUCUUCUCUCGAGAUGGAACUCAGAUCUUAAGCACAUCCUUUGACAGCACAGCGAGAAUUCAUGGCCUGAAGUCAGGUAAAUUGUUAAAAGAAUUCCGCGGACAUUCAUCUUAUGUGAAUGAUGCCAUCUUUACCUUUGAUGGAUCUCGAGUCAUCACCGCAUCUAGUGACGGCUCAGUGAAGGUCUGGGAUGCCAAAACUACAGAGUGUUUGCAGACAUUUAGACCACCUCCUCCUUUAAGGGGUGGCGAUGCAUCUGUGAAUUCUGUCCAUCUUUUCCCUAAGAAUACUGAUCACAUUAUAGUGUGCAAUAAGACAUCAUCUAUUUAUCUGAUGACACUUCAAGGACAGGUCGUCAAAAGUUUCUCAUCUGGUAAAAGAGAAGGUGGAGACUUUGUGGCUGCAUGUCUAUCACCAAAAGGAGAAUGGAUAUACUGUGUAGGUGAAGACAGAAACUUGUACUGCUUUAGUUAUCAAUCAAACAAACUGGAGCAUCUGAUGAAGGUACAUGAAAAGGAUGUAAUUGGUAUCACUCACCAUCCCCAUAUAAACCUUGUUGCCACCUAUGGAGAAGACUGCACCAUGAAGCUAUGGAAGCCUUAAACAUUCCUUUGCCAUGUUGUCACCUUCGUGUAAAAGUGGACUAACAUUCUGUAUGAUUGUUUCUUGGUGCUGACUAGUAAUACUUGGUGUUUAGUGUAACGCUAUUUUCAUAAUCAAUGUAUAUUUAUCUCUGAUAUAUAUUUUUUGUUUGAACUUAAGUCUAUUCAAUCAGAUGCCUCAUGUAAGUGUCUUUACUAAACCUUUGGUAGCAAAAGGAGUUUAUGCUAUGAGUAUUAGGUCUUCUUUUUUGUGA